AUGAUUCCAGUCACUGAAUUACGCUACUUUGCUGACACUCAGCCCGCAUACCGCAUCCUGAAGCCAUGGUGGGAUGUCUUCACAGACUACAUUUCCAUCGUGAUGCUGAUGAUUGCAGUGUUUGGUGGGACGCUUCAGGUCACCCAGGACAAAAUGAUUUGUUUGCCCUGUAAAUGGGUUACCAAAGACUCUUGCAAUGACUCAGUCAGAGGUUGGACAUUUUCAACCCCAGAGCGUAUCUACUAUAACUCCAGUCCUGUUCCCCCUACGGAUGCAGGGCCUAAAGGGAUCAAAUAUGAUUUGGACCGGCACCAGUACAACUACGUGGAUGCGGUGUGCUAUGAGAACCGUCUUCACUGGUUUGCCAAGUAUUUUCCUUAUCUGGUGCUGCUACAUACUCUCAUCUUCCUGGCUUGUAGCAACUUCUGGUUCAAAUUCCCAAGGACCAGCUCCAAGCUGGAGCAUUUUGUGUCUAUUUUGCUUAAGUGUUUUGACUCUCCAUGGACAACAAGGGCAUUAUCUGAGACAGUGGUGGAGGAAAGUGAUACCAAGCCAGCAUUUGGGAAAAUGAAUGGCUCCAUGGACAAGAAAUCCUCCACAGUCAGUGAGGAUGUGGAAGCUACUGUUCCCAUGCUGCAGAGAACAAAGUCUCGAAUUGAGCAAGGAAUUGUGGACCGGUCUGAGACUGGUGUCUUGGACAAAAAGGAAGGUGAACAAGCCAAAGCACUCUUUGAGAAAGUGAAGAAGUUCCGCACACAUGUGGAAGAGGGAGAUAUAGUUUAUCGCCUGUACAUGAGACAGACCAUCAUCAAAGUGAUCAAGUUCAUUCUGAUCAUCUGCUAUACUGUUUAUUAUGUCAACAACAUAACGUUUGAUGUUGACUGUAAAGUGGACAUUGAGAGCUUGACUGGCUACAGGAUGUACCGCUGUGCUCACCCUUUGGCCACUCUCUUCAAAAUCUUAGCAUCUUUCUACAUCAGUUUGGUGAUAUUCUAUGGCUUGAUCUGCAUGUACACACUCUGGUGGAUGCUGAGGCGAUCGCUCAAGAAAUACUCCUUUGAGUCCAUCCGGGAGGAGAGCAGUUACAGUGACAUUCCUGAUGUGAAAAAUGACUUUGCUUUUAUGCUCCACCUGAUCGAUCAGUAUGACCCCCUGUACUCCAAGCGCUUUGCUGUCUUUCUGUCAGAGGUGAGUGAGAACAAACUGCGGCAGCUGAACCUCAACAACGAGUGGACUCUGGAGAAGCUGCGCCAGAGGAUCACCAAGAACUCCCAGGAUAAGUUGGAGCUGCAUCUCUUCAUGUUGAGUGGUAUUCCUGAUACGGUCUUUGACCUCAUUGAGCUGGAGGUCUUGAAGCUGGAGCUUAUCCCUGAUGUCACUAUUCCCCCAAGCAUUGCUCAGCUCACCAGCCUUAAGGAACUGUGGCUCUACCACACAGCUGCCAAAAUUGAGGCUCCAGCCCUUGCCUUCUUGAGGGAGAAUUUGAAAUCUCUUCACAUCAAGUUCACAGACAUCAAGGAGAUUCCUCUUUGGAUUUAUAGCCUGAAGACACUAGAGGAGCUUCAUCUGACAGGAAACUUGAGUGCUGAAAACAAUCGGUACAUUGUCAUAGAUGGAUUGAGGGAGCUGAAAAGGCUGAAGGUGUUAAGGUUGAAGAGUAACCUGACCAAACUGCCACAGGUGGUGACAGAUGUUGGGGUGCAUCUUCAGAAGCUUUCCAUCAACAACGAGGGCACCAAACUCAUUGUUCUCAACAGCCUUAAGAAAAUGGUCAACUUGACAGAGCUUGAGCUGAUCCGCUGUGACUUGGAACGCAUUCCUCACUCUAUCUUUAGCCUCCACAAUCUGCAGGAGAUAGACUUGAAGGACAAUAACCUAAAGACUAUUGAAGAAAUCAUCAGCUUCCAACACUUACAUCGUCUCACUUGCCUUAAAUUGUGGUACAACCACAUUGCCUAUAUCCCCAUGCAAAUAGGCAACCUCACCAAUUUAGAGCGCCUUUACCUGAACCGUAACAAGAUAGAUAAGAUCCCCACCCAGCUCUUCUAUUGCCGAAAACUGCGAUAUCUGGAUCUCAGCCACAACAACCUGACUUUCAUACCACCAGAUGUUGGACUUCUUCAAAACCUACAGAGCCUUGCUGUGACAGCCAACAGGAUUGAAAGUCUCCCACCAGAGCUGUUCCAGUGCAGGAAGCUGAGAACCUUGCACCUGGGAAACAAUGUGCUGCAGUCACUUCCAUCCCGGGUUGGAGAGCUGACAAAUCUGUCACAGAUAGAGCUGCGAGGGAACCGCUUGGAGUGCCUGCCUGUGGAGCUGGGGGAGUGUCCUCUGCUGAAACGCAGUGGGCUGGUGGUGGAGGAGGAUCUGUUCAACACACUGCCCUUGGAAAUCAAAGAGCGGCUGUGGAGGGCAGACAAAGAGCAAGCUUGAACCCUUGGAAAAAGGGAAAAGCUUCUGACCAACUAGAAGGAAACAAAAGGCCAUUCCAGUCCCCUGUUCCCCACAUUGUCCCCUUUCUUCCCUCUGAUCACCACCAGACUAGCCAAGGAGUCCCUGAACAAUCACAACUCUGAAUGAGGUGGCUUCUUGCCUCAGAUGCAGGAUGGGGGAAGCUUGGAAUGAGGAUCAAAACAGAUUAAUUGGCCUCUGA
This is a messenger RNA of Chaetura pelagica (chimney swift), 2653 nucleotides long. It is a transcript of the gene LRRC8A, whose product is annotated as leucine rich repeat containing 8 family, member A. The coding region runs from base 1 to 2433 and encodes 810 amino acids. Gene Ontology annotation, molecular function: protein binding. The transcript has 2 exons. NCBI's taxonomy places the organism in Eukaryota, Metazoa, Chordata, Aves, Apodiformes, Apodidae. The record is from RefSeq and is a predicted model, not a curated record.